This is a messenger RNA of Drosophila montana, 1276 nucleotides long. RefSeq names its product N-alpha-acetyltransferase 20 A (gene Naa20A). Gene Ontology annotation, molecular function: protein-N-terminal amino-acid acetyltransferase activity. Gene Ontology annotation, cellular component: NatB complex. The coding region runs from base 109 to 636 and encodes 175 amino acids. Gene Ontology annotation, biological process: N-terminal peptidyl-methionine acetylation. Lineage: Eukaryota; Metazoa; Arthropoda; Insecta; Diptera; Drosophilidae. The record is from RefSeq and is a predicted model, not a curated record. The transcript has 6 exons.
UGGGCACAUUGUGCAAUCGAUAGACAAUGAUUAAUUAUCCCUAAUAUAUAUAGACCGCGACGUUGACGGGCACCGGGUUAAUCAAAAACAAAUAUUAAAUUACCAAAAAUGACUACGCUGCGACCAUUUACCUGUGAUGACCUUUUUAAAUUUAAUAACGUGAACUUUGAUCCGCUUACAGAAACAUACGGUCUCUCGUUUUACACACAAUAUCUGGCCAAAUGGCCCGAAUACUUUCAGCUGGCCGAAUCGCCCAGCGAGCACAUCAUGGGCUACAUCAUGGGCAAGGUAGAGGGACAUAUGGACAACUGGCACGGACAUGUGACCGCGCUGACUGUCUCGCCCGACUACAGGCGUUUGGGUCUGGCGGCGCUGCUGAUGAGCUUCCUGGAAGACAUAUCGGAAAAGAAACGUGCCUACUUUGUGGAUCUGUUUGUGCGCAAAAGCAAUAAAGUGGCCAUCAAUAUGUAUACAAAUCUGGGCUAUAUUAUAUAUCGCACCAUACUCGAGUACUACUCGGGUGACCAGGACGAGGAUGCGUAUGAUAUGCGUAAGGCGCUGUCCCGAGACGUGAACAAGAAAUCGGUUAUACCGUACACACAGCCUGUACGAUUGGAAGAUAUAGAUAUGAAUUGAUAUCCACCCAAUACUGCCCGCAUUCGCAUUUAUGUUUAACUGAACAUCAUGAUAAUUACCAUAUACGAUUGGCACAAAAUUGCAUUCAGUUCGGCGCGGUGCUGCCGUCCUUCAAAAUUUUAGUUAAUCAAUUAUCAAACAAUAGCAAAAAAAUUGUAUCUAAUCCGGAGUUCUUAAGUUUGCCGUUAAACACACACACAGUUCUAAAUCCCCAAUCUAUUGCUAACCUCUCGAACCCGAUCCGUACGAACCGAAAAAAAAAUAUACCCAAACAAAAAAUUCCAAGUUGGAUUACAAUCGAUAUUGCGUUCAUGUAAUCCGUUGUUAUGUUAAUAAUACUUAUAUAUUAUAUAUAUUUCUACAUGACUUUGUUAUCAGUUUUAAAAAUGACAAGCCGAUUGUAACUACUGAAAACUUGAAAGAUAACAAUGCGCGAAUUGCGCCACCAAAUGCGGCACGAGGCUUAGUCCGAAUCGAAGAUAUAUCUUCUAUAUACCCACUAGCUCAUCUGGAUAUCAUAUCAUCAGGCUGCCAUCGCUUAAUAUUCCUAAGUUCUGUAUUUUGAUUUUAUUAGCAACAAAAUUAAAUCGAAAUUUUGUAGUUUUGCAAGCAAAUACACACAUGUAUAUUUAAAUAGAUA